Messenger RNA from Argentina anserina (silverweed cinquefoil), 1455 nucleotides. Its product is annotated as protein ROOT INITIATION DEFECTIVE 3-like. Gene Ontology annotation, cellular component: nuclear pre-replicative complex. Gene Ontology annotation, biological process: rRNA processing; DNA-templated DNA replication. The coding region runs from base 20 to 1438 and encodes 472 amino acids. The transcript is spliced from 8 exons. NCBI's taxonomy places the organism in Eukaryota, Viridiplantae, Streptophyta, Magnoliopsida, Rosales, Rosaceae. Gene Ontology annotation, molecular function: protein binding. The record is from RefSeq and is a predicted model, not a curated record.
GAGAGAGAGAGAGAGAGAGAUGGGUUGUAAUGGGGGUGAGGCGGUGGCUGUGUGCAGUGACAAGAGCAUGGGAAUAGGGAUAACAAUAUGGGACAUAGACACAGGAGAUCGUCUUCUUCACAUACCCUCCUGUGCUUCUCCUCCUAGGGGUCUUUUGUGCUUGAGGAACCAGUUCAUUUUUGCUUCUCAGAUUCACAGGCCUGGCUCUGUUGGCGGCGGUGUCAUCUCCAUGUGGCCCUUGAACAAGCCUCAACAGCCUCUUUGGAGCUACCCCUUGGAGGCCAUUGUAUCAAUUGCAUGCACAAAGGAUGGUGUAUAUUUUGCCGGUGGUGCUCCAUCUGGAAAUGCAUAUGUUUGGGAGGUCAAUAGUGGAAAAAUGCUCAAAACUUGGCCUGCACAUUGUAAUUCUGUGAACUGCAUGCUGUUUUCUGAUGAUGGUUCUCUUCUCAUUUCUGGUACAGACAAUGGCAUGAUCAGUGUGUGGUCUUUGAUUAGUUUGCUAGAUGUGGAAGAUUACCAAAGCUUUCCCUCAUUACUAAAUUAUUCAAUGGAUCACAAAUCCUCUAUAACUGGCCUGUCUGCCACAUCAGGGAGCUCAAGAUUGAUCCUGGUAUCAAGCUCACUUGAUGGCUCAUGCAAGGUUCGGGAUAUAGGCUUGGGAACACUUCUGCAAACUCAAAUUUAUCCAACAGCAAUAACGGCACUUGUUCUUAACCCAACAGAGCAGCUCUUUUAUUCUGGGAGUAUAGAUGGAAGAAUUUUCGUGAACCAACUUGAAAUUGGACUGGUGGAAAAUGACCCUUUGUUUCCUUCUGAAGAUCAAGCAGUUGUGCUAAAAGGACACAAAGGAUCUAUUACUGCAAUGACCUUCUGCCAAUCUGGUCUAGUAUCUGCAUCUGAGGAUUGCACCAUCUGCAUCUGGGAUGCCAACACUGGAACAAUCAUUCGUAGAUUCAACCAUCAGAAAGGGGCUGUAACUAAUCUGGCAGUGAUCCCACGGUCCUCACUGCUUCCAGGAUCAAGCCAACGGAGGGGAUUAGGUCUUUCGUUACUUGAAAAGUAUCCUCAGCCUGCCAAUUUAUUCAGGCAAGACACUCGUAUCACUCUUGCUUCUCCAUGCCAAGUCCUGAACGAGAACCAGACAGCAAUCAAUUUCCAAACCACACAUUCAUGCCAACACAUGUAUGACAUGGAGAAAAAAUACACUCCUGCAUCAAUGGAAAUAAAAUUGGAACAAAGUUUAGCUGAGCGGACGUGGGCAACAACAAUGGCAAACCAUGUAAUGGACAUGAAUAGGCACCUUCAGUCGCAGUUGUUAGAUUUGAUGCAGAGCAGGUUUUUAUUGUCCAAGUCUACUGAAAUGGAUUCACCUCCAACAAAAAAGAGAAAGAUUUCCAUGUCCGAAAGUCCACAAUUACAGGAGGUGGAGCAUCCCUGAUAAUAUAUCCUCAUGAG